UCCCAAGACAAGGGAGGCUGCAGCACGCUGCUCGCCAGUCCCACACCUUGGGCCUCCUCCCUCUGCAACACACAGAUGUCAGAAACUGAGCUGGAAAAGAUAAAAGUAAGAACAGCUGAGCAUUUUGAAAAUGAUAAAAAUAACAUUUCUUGGUUGAAGGAAGGAUUAUCCAGCUCAAUUCUGAAUCCUCUUGGAGAUUCAGAUACGCAACUCACAAAUGAAAAGCAUGCAGACGAGAAACCUAAUAAUGCUAUCAUUAUAAAGUCAGUAUCUGAAUUCAAUAUCACAGAUGGACCAGCCAAGGAAACCCCCAAUGCGAAAACACUGUCAGAAUCCAGCACAUCACUGUCCUCCCUUGAAGAAUGCCAAACGAAAUUCUCCUACCUCCAAACUGAUACUUCAGUUCAUCAGAGAGACACUGAUGAGGAGUGUGCCUCCCUUAUCCUCACCUGUCUAUUUUGCCAGUUUUGGGACUGUCUCCUGAUGCUCCCCAACACAUGCGAAACGGUGUGUGCCAACGUGUGCUGCCCUUCUCACCGGUAUCACCACACCUCGGACGAAAACCACUCUCGGAAUGAUUGCAACUGCAAUUGUGACAUGGACUGCAGCCUUUUUGAAUCUUGCCACGAGACCAGCGAGUGUCUGGAGCUGGCCAUGGAGAUCUCAGAAAUCUGUUACCGCUAAUGCCACGAAGUAAGCACGUUCCUGCAGUCGUUUUGGCCACGGUGGGAAAUUCCAUUACAAGAAGACCGUGAUUUCCAUGUGCUGAAAUGUAAGGACUGUACACAUUUCUUGGAUGCUAUGGGCCAUUUUAUUCUGCACCUGUCUGGGAAAGCUAGUAUUGUCAAAUCAGUGGUCUUAUUCCAAAUUUCACAACCGCAUGGUUCACUGAAAAAUAAGAUUCUUGAUCACAGUGAUGAGCAAAUCUUAAAUACCUCUUAAAUGCCAUAGGUACAAGAUGUUUCUUGACUAUAAAAUAGCAUGU
This is a messenger RNA of Carlito syrichta (Philippine tarsier), 985 nucleotides long. RefSeq names its product MyoD family inhibitor domain containing 2 (gene MDFIC2). NCBI's taxonomy places the organism in Eukaryota, Metazoa, Chordata, Mammalia, Primates, Tarsiidae. The coding region runs from base 76 to 684 and encodes 202 amino acids. The record is from RefSeq and is a predicted model, not a curated record. The transcript has 5 exons.